AAGUCUUCCAAAGUCUCCUUUACAGACGCCCAUAACCGGCAUUAAAUAUGUAGGAGCUCACACUUUCCAAUUCCGCCACCACUCCCCUCUGCCCAAGCCGCCGUGGUGCAGGGGUGCCUCCUCUUCUGGGCUUCAUCUCCCCCCACCGUGAAAAAAGAUCGCAGCUUUAGGAAUGGGUCAGGGGCUGAGUUGCAGAACGAGUGAUGAGCACGGGCUGUUCACCGCCGUGCAGUGUGGAGAUGUGGAGACGGUGGAGACGGUGUUGGGGAGAGAGCCAGGUCUCAUCCACCACACCACGGUGUAUGAUCGCCACUCCGCUUUGCAUAUAGCCGCCGCCAAUGGCCAGAUCGAGGUCGUUACUAUGCUCUUAAACCGAUCUGUUAAUCCAGAUUUGUUGAAUCGCCACAAGCAGACUCCAUUGAUGCUGGCUGCAAUGCAUGGAAAGAUCGAUUGUGUGCAAAAGCUCAUCGAAGCUGGGGCCAACAUAUUAAAGUUUGAUUCACUUCAUGGGCGAACUUGUUUGCACUAUGCUGCUUACUAUGGCCAUUCCGAUUGCCUUAAAGCAAUUCUCUCUUCGGCUCGUACAUCCCAUGUUGCUGCUUCUUGGGGGUAUGCCAGAUUUGUGAAUGUUAGGGAUGGUAAGGGGGCAACACCUUUGCACUUGGCUUCUCGUCAGAGACGGCCCGAAUGUGUUCAUAUGUUAUUGAACAAUGGAGCUUUGGUUUGUGCAUCAACUGGAAACUAUGGUUUUCCAGGCAGCACUCCUCUUCAUUUGGCUGCGAGAGGGGGAUCUCUCGAUUGUAUCCGUGAAUUGUUGGCGUGGGGUGCAGAUCGACUUCAACGAGACGCUUCUGGGAGAAUACCAUAUACGGUUGCUUUUAGGCAUAACCACAGGACGUGUGCGGCUUUGCUGAAUCCCUCAUCUGCAGAGCCGAUCGUAUGGCCUUCACCUCUGAAGUUCAUUAGCGAGCUAAAUGAAGAGGCAAAAGCUUUGUUAGAGCGAGCUCUGAUGGAUGCUAAUAGAGAGAGGGAAAAGAGUAUUUUAAAGGGAACAUCGUACAUGCUACCUUCUCCAUCUCGUUCUGAAGCAGGGAUCGAAGACUAUAUUUCAGAGGCCAGUGAUUCAGAACUAUGUUGCAUUUGCUUCGAUCAACUCUGCACGAUUGAGGUACAAGACUGUGGGCAUCAGAUGUGCGCACAAUGUGUGCUCGCUUUGUGUUGCCAUAACAAACCGAACCCGACCACGACCGUAACCGCUGCACCUUUGUGCCCUUUCUGCCGAAGCAGCAUCGCACAAUUAACCGUCGUAAAGGUUAACAAUGAUGACAGCGACCACGAUGCCUACUUGAAGGUGAGGAAGUCUAGGAGAUCCCGAAACCUCAGCGAGGGGAGUAGUAGCUUCAAGGGGCUAUCGGCAGUGGGAUCGUUCAGCAAAGUGACCAAAUCGGGCAGGAUUGCUGAUGAAAACGACAUGAUUGAUAAGCCAUUAAGCCUUGAUUGAUAGCCAUCGAAUUUGGUAUCUCAAGAAUCAAGAUCUCCAACUUGGCAAUCAAGAAUUCAAUGUGGGGUCUUGCUGCACAAGUGGUAUAUAUCUAUUAUAGCUCUCUCUCUCUCUCUUUUUCUCUCCAUCCCCUUUGUAGAUUUGGGGAAUAAGCAAAGCUAAAAUGAUUGCGAGCUCCAGGUUGGUGACUAUUAUUUGUGUGGGUUGCGAUAUUUGUUGUAAAUUUCUAUUUUACUUCAGCUGAAGAAGGUUGGUGCUGUUAGCUACCCAGUUAGAUCAAGAAUUCCAUAUUCUUUCCUCUCCUACCCAAAAUCCUCACACCAUUCUUCAUUGCCUUCCACCUUAGCUCAUCCCUUUCUGUAUUAAUGCUUAGGUGUGAACUGUGAGGUGUAUUGUUUCAUUAUCUUCUCUCCCCUCCCCCCAUUACUGUAAGAAAUGAAUGGUAGAUGAUGAUGUUGUAUCAUCAUCAUCGUCAUCGUAUAAUAUAUUAAAGAAUAUAAGCUGCAAGUGAAAAUCU
This is a messenger RNA of Ipomoea nil (Japanese morning glory), 2018 nucleotides long. Its product is annotated as putative E3 ubiquitin-protein ligase XBAT31. NCBI's taxonomy places the organism in Eukaryota, Viridiplantae, Streptophyta, Magnoliopsida, Solanales, Convolvulaceae. Gene Ontology annotation, molecular function: protein binding. The coding region runs from base 173 to 1501 and encodes 442 amino acids. The record is from RefSeq and is a predicted model, not a curated record. The transcript has 8 exons.